AUGGAGGCAACGAUGUCGGCCAAGGAAGACGUCCCAUACUACGACAACACCAACCUGCUACAGAAAAAUGAAAACUUCUUUAACUAUUAUAUCCAUCAAAAAAUAAUCAACGAAAAUGAAGUGGAAAAUUUUAUGACAGUUAUAAACACAGAAUUACCAAUCACAUUUCGCGUUCUCAACAACAACAAGUACAGUAAAUUUAUUCACGAAAAUAUAAAAAAGAAAUUGGAACAUCUUUGCAAGGACAACUAUGCGAUUACCAAGUUGAAUGAAGAGGACCAGAUGUAUGAGAUAUACUUGACGAGGUCCCAAAUUAAGAAAGAUGAAAAUUAUAAAAAUUUGUACAACUAUUUAAUAAACUUAAAUGAGACUCCUGGCUCUAAGACUGCUCAGAUUGUGGAUUACAUGCAUCUCAUUAGCAAAAGGAAUGUGAAAAAUUAUUUAAUUCGGAAGUUUAUUCAGCGGAACUCGUCCCCUUUGCACGGGUCCCUUGGGGGCGCGCGCGCUGCCGAGAGGGAAGGGAACGCCAAUUUAAUCGGCGAUGGUAGCAGUGUGGACGGCGAUGGUAGCAGUGUGUACGGCGAUGAUAGCAGCGUGGGAGGCGAUGAUAACAGCGUGGACGGAGAUGAUAACAUCGAACGUGGAAAGGGCCGCAGCGAAAGUGGCGUCCGCCUGAAUAGCAGUCAUGCAAAUCCUCCCUCUGCGGAGAAAAAACAGCUGCACAGAAGCCUGCAGGACGCACUAGACGGCAACCAAUACGACGAUGAACUGUUUAAGUACAUCCUAAACGCAGACAACAAUUUGUAUGGACACUACAAGAAACUGAUUUCGAACAGCAAUCCCAGCGGAGUCGUCAUCGCGAAUGAUGCCAACUUUAAGAGGUGCUGCAUGUUAUUCCAUCGGCUAAAAAAUAUACACAGCAAUUGUCUAGUAGUAACAAACAACAACGCGAUUAACUUUCCUUAUAUUUAUGUCAAAGAUGAUGAGGGAAAUACAAAUGAGAAGAGAUACUUCGACUCGGUUUUGUGUGAUGUCCCAUGCAGUGGAGAUGGGACUCUUCGAAAGGAUAGAAAUAUCUGGUUAAAUUGGAACCCAUUUAAUGCCUAUAAUUUAUUUCAAAUGCAAGUGAGCAUUUUAAAAAGGUCCAUCGAAUUGACCAAGGAAGGUGGGAACAUUGUAUACAGCACAUGCUCACUAAACCCGAUUGAAAAUGAGGCCGUCAUUUGCGAAAUUUUUAAUUCGAUAGAAAAUAGGAACUGUCUCAAAUUAAUCAAUUUUGGGAAUGAACUUAUAGAUAAAUUAAAUUUUAAACCAGGGCUAACUGAAUGGAAAGUGAUGAUGGACGAUCAGUGGUUUGAUACGUAUGAACAGUAUUGUAAUUAUUUGCAAAAUAAGGAACAUGGGAAAUAUAAAAAAAUUUACGACAAAAUACAACUUGGGAUGUUUCCUCCGGAAGAGGAAUUCAUGAAUGAGAUUAACUUGAAAUACGUGAAGCGAUUUUUUCCUCAUCAUUACAACGCGGGGGGGUUCUUCAUAGCAGUUAUUAAAAAAUGCGGAAAGCUCCAGUGGAAGGAAGAAAAAAAAAAAAAAAAAAAAAAAAUUUACACGAAAUUGAAGAAGGCGGAUAAGGAUGAGUACAGGAAAAAGUACAAAUAUAGAAGACAUAAAAAGAGAAGCAAAAAAAAGGACAAGGGAAAAAAUGGAGACAUUAUUCCCCCCCAUGAGGUAAAUCAAAAUUGUAGUGAACAAAAUGGGAGUGCCGAAUCGAUGGAUGGUGUUGUUCUCAUUUCUGAUUAUGUUCCCAAAGAGGUCAGGCAAAGUGGCCAUGCGAAAUUAUCCUCCUUAGACAGUAAUAACCUACACAUGAUGAGCAACAACGCACAGAAGGUGGACCAAAACGAUGUGGAAGAUAAUUACAACGUAAUCGAUAUUGACGAUGUGAUGACUAGCUACAACGUUGUGACGAGCAACGAAGUUACGAAGAAGUACAACCUGAUUGACAAUGACGAUCUGAGCAAUAACUACAACAUGAUAGACAGUGACGACAUGGUGAGGAGUUUCCAGCCCGCUGGAGGACACGGAGGGGAUGUAAUAAGUCUCAUCAAUAGGCGGAGUGAGGAGGCGCUGCGCAGUUACAUGGGUGGCGAGGUCGGCAGCACGUCGGAGUGUAAAAUGGGGAGCGAAAGGGAAGAGGAAAGUGACGCAGAAAAGGAAGAAGAAAAUGGGGAGGAAUGUGACCCGCAAAACGGGGAGGAAAAUGAUCCGAAAAACGAGGCGGAAAAUGAUCCGAAAAGCGAGGCGGAAGCGGGAGGAGGCCAGCGGGAAGAGCGCAAAAUGACCAAGCAACAAGAAUACGUAAGUCUGGAGUACUACGAAAAGCUGCGCCCAACGCACGACCUUCUAAAUAAAGUAAAAAAUUAUUUCAACCUGAAUGACAACUUUAUGUCCAUUAAAAAUAACUUAUAUAUUCAUCUCAAGGAUGACUCCAACUUUGCAAAAUUAUCGAUCGACGAGAGGAUCAAUGUGAACAUCAAAAAAAUAAAUUUGGUAAGCAAACACACAAAGGAUAUCCUAGAGUGCUACACAAAAAUAAAACUAAAGAUAAUCAGUGCAGGGAUCACUGUUAUCCAGAUAGAUAAGAAUAAAAAGAAUGGAGUGGAAAACUAUUACCGAAUAAACUACAGUGGGUGCCUGAAUUUCUUGCCCUUCUUUAAAGACGUGGAUACGUUUUUGCUGGACAGGACAUGUAGGGAGGAAAUUAUCAAAAGUUAUUUUGCUCCUGUUUAUGAGAAUGAGCAGAGGGUGUUUGACUUUGAAGGAUACAUGGACCAGUUGAUCGGGGAGCGGAAGAGCACUCUGUCCAGGGGCGCGGCCAGGGGGGGAGAGGCCAAAGCGAAGGCGGCAGGAGAAGGGGAAGAUAAGGCGGGUGUGAAGAAGGAAGGUGAGGCAGAUGUGAAGAAGGAAGGUGAGGCAGAUGUGAAGAAGGAAGGUGAGGCAGAUGUGAAGAAGGAAGGUGAGGCGGAUAAAGAAAACAAAGACAAAGUGGAGAAGAAGGAGGGACAAGCUGAAGUGAAGAAGGAAGGCGAGGCAAAAGAGGAAAACCAAAACGAACCCAGCGUGGAGAACACAAACGAACCCAUCGCGGAGAACACAAACGAACCCAUCGCGGAGAACACAAACGAACCCAUCGUGGACCACCAAGAAGUGCAGAGUGACGUAAACACCAUUUGGGUGAAAAGCGAUGCCAUCUUGGAUCUCAUAAAAGUAGAUAAGUCGAAAAUAAAUAACAUCACGAAAGAGACCAUUAGGCAGACGGCAAAGCUGACCAAACAUUCCCCCAAUAUUCUGUUAACCCUAAAUAGGAAUAAGCAAAUUUUGGCCAUCCCUGCAAAUAAAGGAAACUUAUUUGUAGACAUCAGCAUUGAUAAGAACUCCAUCAUAAUGUUGCCAUACAUCUUAAACUAG
Molecule: messenger RNA, 3465 nt
Organism: Plasmodium cynomolgi strain B
Lineage: Eukaryota; Apicomplexa; Aconoidasida; Haemosporida; Plasmodiidae
Product: NOL1/NOP2/sun family methyltransferase
Exons: 2
Coding region: 1-3465 (1154 amino acids)
Biological process (GO): RNA methylation
Molecular function (GO): methyltransferase activity
Source: RefSeq, a predicted model, not a curated record